AUGCCAUUUUUUCUAUCGGUGAUAAUUUCUACCUUAUCACUAAUCUCGUAUACCUGGUUCAAGUUAUCACUAUAUGAUCCUACCUUAUCACUAAUCUCGUAUACCUGGUUCAAGUUAUCACCAUAUGAUCCUACCUUAUCACUAAUCUCGUAUACCUGGUUCAAGUUAUCACCAUAUGAUCCUACCUCAUCACUAAUUUCGUAUACCUGGUUCAAGUCAUCACCAUAUGAUCCUACCUUACGACUAAUCUCGUAUACCUGGUUCAAGUCAUCACCGUAUGAUCCUACCUUAUCACUAAUCUCGUAUACCUGGUUCAAAUUAUCACCAUAUGAUCUUCAAUUUAGGCCAUUCAUGACUGAUUUCUUCUAA
Molecule: messenger RNA, 369 nt
Organism: Brugia pahangi
Lineage: Eukaryota; Metazoa; Nematoda; Chromadorea; Rhabditida; Onchocercidae
Source: the annotation of a GenBank genome assembly